Hemibagrus wyckioides is the source of this 2828-nucleotide messenger RNA. RefSeq names its product Fli-1 proto-oncogene, ETS transcription factor (gene fli1). Gene Ontology annotation, biological process: cell differentiation; regulation of transcription by RNA polymerase II. The transcript is spliced from 10 exons. The record is from RefSeq and is a predicted model, not a curated record. The coding region runs from base 177 to 1559 and encodes 460 amino acids. Lineage: Eukaryota; Metazoa; Chordata; Actinopteri; Siluriformes; Bagridae. Gene Ontology annotation, molecular function: sequence-specific DNA binding; DNA-binding transcription factor activity, RNA polymerase II-specific. Gene Ontology annotation, cellular component: nucleus.
UUCAUACGCGCUCUUCUGCUCACGCGCCUCCUCACAUGUAACUACUGUCAUCAAUGGCAACGGCGCUCGCGCAGAAGGGACUAAUUAUUUUCCAUUCGGAGGAUAAUUAAAGCGAGUGAUUAGAGUAACGACGGGGGCGGUAAAGGGAAAGUCACCCAUUUCUGGCUCUUUGUCCAAUGACAAUGUUUCAGACUGUCCCUGACACUUCAUCAUAUGUCAAGGAGGCGCUAUCAGUGGUGAGUGAAGACCAGUCUCUGUUUGAGCCUCCCUACGCUUCUGCUGCCCCUCUACCCAAAACAGACAUGACAGCAUCUAGCACACAGGACUACGGACAGCAGCACAAGAUCAAUCCCAUCCCGCCUCAGCAGGAGUGGAUCAAUCAGCCGGCCCGCAUUAACGUAAAACGCGAAUACGACCACCUCAACGGAACCAGAGAAUCCCCUGUGGACUGCAGUGUGGGGAAAUGCAAUAAGCUUGUAAGCAGCUCAGACACAUCGCAGAUGGGUUACGGAGGCUACAUGGAUGAGAAGAGUGCCCCGCCCCCUAACAUGACCACCAAUGAGAGGAGAGUCAUUGUUCCAGCAGAUCCUUCUCUGUGGUCCCCGGAUCAUGUACGGCAGUGGCUAGACUGGGCUGUAAAAGAGUAUGGCCUCCUAGAAAUCGACACAGCCAUGUUCCAAAACACGGAUGGCAAGGAACUGUGUAAGAUGAGCAAAGAGGAUUUCCUGAGACUCACCACUGUCUAUAAUGCUGAUGUCCUGCUCUCACAUCUUAAUUACCUCAGGGAAAGUAGCUCAUCACUAUCAUAUAAUACACCAUCUCACACUGACCAGUCCCCUCGUCUGGCUGCCAAAGAAGACGCCUCAUAUGAUGCUGUACGGAGGACAGGCUGGUCAAACAACAUGCACAGUGGUAAAGGCUCCCCUACUGUGGUCUCACAGAAUGUAUCUAAGAGCACUGAACAAACCCGGCCACAGCCAGAUCCGUAUCAGAUCUUAGGACCGACAAGCAGUCGACUUGCCAAUCCAGGCUCAGGCCAGAUCCAGCUGUGGCAGUUCCUCUUGGAGCUUCUAUCCGACAGCGCCAACGCUGGCUGUAUCACGUGGGAAGGCACCAACGGCGAGUUCAAGAUGACUGACCCGGACGAGGUCGCACGGCGCUGGGGAGAGCGCAAGAGCAAGCCAAACAUGAACUACGACAAGCUGAGCCGUGCACUGCGCUACUACUACGACAAAAACAUCAUGACCAAGGUGCACGGCAAGCGAUACGCCUACAAGUUUGACUUCCAUGGCAUCGCCCAAGCCCUGCAGCCCCACCCCACUGAGUCUUCCAUGUACAAGUACCCGUCUGAAUUGGCCUACGUGCCUCCUUACCACGCUCACCAGCAGAAGGUCAACUUCGUCUCGCCGCACCCACCUUCCAUGCCCGUCACUUCAUCCAAUUUUUUUGGCCCAUCUAACCCUUACUGGAGCUCCCCUACGGCAGGUAUCUACCCCAGUGCCAGUGUGCCAAGACAUCCCAACUCUCAUAUGCCCUCUCACCUGGGCAGUUACUACUAAAUCCUAUCAGCCACAUGCCAACCCCAAGCUGCACUCAGAAGGAAGGCAAAUUGAAAAAUGACUAAAUUUGUAAAAUGAAGGAGAAUCAGGGCUAAAUUCACUAAAGCAAGGAACUGGUUGAAGAAGGGAAAGAAAAAGAAAGAACGAACCAAAAACUGGAUGUUGCAUUGAUCCACUUCUAAAAUGGAGUACUACUUAUUCACAGGACAAGUAACUGUUUGAUUUUUUGUCUGUUUGUCUAGAGUGUAUUUUUUGUUUCCACACGUUUUUGCGUCUUUCUAUCCCUGUAAACAGUAUGGGCCAAAGCAUCCCCUCGACACACAUGCACCUACCCAACGGAAUGGAAUCAUACUCUCCUAAAUUCCAGCUCUAAAUGGUCCUGGUGUGCAAAUGUGAAAUGUCUCCAGUCCCACUAUCAGGGUAUAUCCUAUGCCAUGCUAGAGUUUAAUCAAGCAAUAUAGCACAAGAGACCAAGGAUGAAAUGAACGAAUCAAGAAUCACUGUGACACUGUGACAACAUUCUCUCUGCCAAUACUGAUAAUCUUAACAUUCCAGUGCUUUCAGCAAAAUGGGGUCUUCUCAUCUAUCUGUUUUGUUCACGGACUCCUCUAAAAGUCUACUAAUUAUAUCUAAUCAAAUCACGUCACAGGAGGGAUAUCUGGCAGCAGAGAAAAAAAAUAUAUAUUUAUAUAUGGCAACUGGAAGGUUCAGGUUCAGCCAUGUCUCUCUCACUCUUCCUCCUAACUGGAAUUCUGACACAUUGGCCAUAGCUGAGGAAAACAAGUGUAGGUUUGCACAGAGUUUUGUCCGUGUCAGUCACCACAAUCCCAAAAGUAACAUUCCCAGCAGGUCUCUCUUGCCAGGAAUAUUCCAUUGGCUUGCCAAAGUGUCAAUCAGCACAAUCACAAAAGUAACAUUCCUAUAAAGUAGGGAAGUCAAUAAAAGGCUGACAUAGAUUUCAGUGUAAUGUAGCACUCCACGGGCGAAAAGAUGAACACCUGCCAAACAGUUCGUGGUUGGUCUUGUGAAAACCAAUCAAACAUUGUCAAAGACUACCAUGCAGUAUUUAAAGCCAAACCACGCAGUCAGUGCUGAUGUGAAAACUGCCUGUGAAGCAGACGAUCUAUUUUUAAUCCACUUAGUGUUAAUUUCGAGAGCAGCCCAAAGUGGUUUUUACCUUCACCGCUGUACCUCACUGUGUUUAUAAGGUUACAUUUGUAUUUGUGUCUUAUUUGCCAGUAAAAAAAAAAUUCAAUCAGCUAUAGCUCA